Messenger RNA from Fusarium mangiferae, 2694 nucleotides. RefSeq names its product putative peroxisomal multifunctional beta-oxidation protein and related enzymes. Gene Ontology annotation, molecular function: oxidoreductase activity. The record is from RefSeq and is a predicted model, not a curated record. Bases 1 to 2694 code for a protein of 897 amino acids. The transcript is spliced from 4 exons. Lineage: Eukaryota; Fungi; Ascomycota; Sordariomycetes; Hypocreales; Nectriaceae.
AUGAACCUACGAUACGAGGGACAGGUAGUGGUCGUCACUGGGGCUGGCUCUGGGCUGGGUAAAGCCUAUGCCAAGUUCUUUGCCAACAGGGGCGCCAGUGUCGUCGUGAACGACCUGGGAACAUCUUUGAGAGGCGACGGACAGGGUUCCAAGAGCGCAGAUGCAGUCGUUGAUGAGAUUAUCGCCGAAGGUGGCAAAGCGGUGGCGGAUCAUCACUCAGUCGAAGAUGGAGCCACUAUCAUUGAAACAGCGAUCUCAUCUUUUGGUCGUAUCGAUAUUCUCAUCAACAACGCUGGAAUUUUGCGGGACGUGAGUUUUAAAAACAUGACAGAUGCCGACUGGGACUCGGUCCAAAACAUCCAUGUGAGAGGUGUGUACAAGACGACACAGGCCGCAUGGAUUCACUUCCGCAGACAAAGAUUUGGCAGAGUCAUAUUAACCUCAUCUGCUGCUGGUCUGUAUGGAAACUUCGGUCAGUGCAACUACGCUGCUGCCAAGUCCGGCUUGAUCGGGCUCGGCGAGACUCUGGCCAAGGAGGGACAGAAAUACAACAUCUUGACAAAUGUCGUUGCUCCGGUCGCCGCUAGUCGUAUGACAGCCACGGUGAUGCCGCCGGAUCUACUUCAGCAUCUGACACCAGAGUGGGUAGUGCCACUGGUCGCAAUUCUAGCUCACCAAAGCAACAUAUCCGAGAAUGGUUCCAUUUUUGAGGUCGGUGCAGGACAUGUUUCAAAAAUCCGAUGGGAGAGAUCGAAAGGAUCUAUUCUUAAGUGUGACGAGACCUUGACUCCUGGCGCUGUUCUCGGGAAAUGGGACCAGAUCAACAACUUUGCAACUCCUGACUAUCCUUCCACUACUGCCAACUUGGUUGAACUUCUCAAGCAUUCACAGAAGCUUCCACCUAACAUACAGCAGGAGGAGGUCCGAUUUGAUGGAAGAGUCGCUGUUGUCACUGGGGGAGGCGCUGGACUCGGUAAAGCUUAUUGCAUCGGACUAGCCAAACUUGGGGCCUCUGUUGUCGUAAAUGAUUGGAAAGACCCUUACAGAGUUGUGAAUGAAAUCAUGUCGUGUGGAGGAGUGGCUGUUCCAGACAAUCACUCUGUGGAAGACGGUGACGCUGUAAUCGAUACAGCUAUCCGCGCUUUUGGCAGAGUCGACAUAUUGAUCAACAACGCGGGUAUCCUGCGAGAUAAAGCGUUCCAAAAUAUGACCGACAAGAUGUGGGACGAUGUGAACAAUAUCCAUCUCCGCGCGACCUACAAGUGCGCUCGAGCAGCAUACCCCUACAUGGUUAAGCAGAAGUACGGCCGAAUCGUGAACACAACGAGUACGAGUGGAACCUACGGGAAUUAUGGACAGGCAAACUAUGCCGCAGCAAAAACAGCAAUUGUAGGCUUCUCCAGAGCCCUGUCCAUCGAAGGUCGAAAGAACAAUAUUGUCGUAAAUUGUAUAUCACCAUCAGCCGGUACCGACCUCACCAAGGGGGUUCUUCCAGAGGAGGUCGUAAGAUCUCGCAAGCCAGAAUAUGUAGCGGCGAUUGUGCUGCUCCUUUCAUCUGACAAGGUCCCCAGCGACGCCAGCGGCAAGAUAUUCGAGGCUGGCUGUGGCUGGCACGCGGUGACGAGAUAUCAGCGAUCAGAUGGCUACGAUUUCCCAAUUGACACGCCUCUUACGCCGGAGCUUGUGCUUGAGAAAUGGAGCGAAAUUGUCUCAUUCACUCCUGGUAAGGCAUCGACACCUACUGAUGCUGGGGAUACUCGCCGGCGUAUCUUGGCAAACGUUGCUAGAUUGGGAAAGGCCUCACUGAACAACCAGAAGUGGCUCGAUGCUAUCCAAAUGGCCAAGAACGCGAAGCUCCAGCCAACUGAGAUGAGCUUUAAUGACAGAGAUAUCAUUCUGUACAACAUUUCCAUUGGCGCUAGCGUAUCACAGCUUCCCUGGGUAUUCGAAAAGCAUCCUGGCUUUGAGGUUAUCCCUUCUUUCGGUGUGAUUCCAGGCACAACCGCAGUCAGACCAUUCGAUUUGAACGAUCUCGUGCCCAAUUUCUCAUACAAGAAGCUGUUACAUGGGGAGCACUAUCUUGAAAUCCACAAGUCUUCGAUUCCUACCGCGGGGACCUUUGUAUCGGAGAGCAGGCUCAUUGACAUUCUGGAUAAGGGCAAAGCUGCGGUAGCAAUUAUCGGCACCACAACUCGCGACAAGGCUACAGGGGAAAAGAUAUUUUACAACGAGUUGACUCUCUUCCUACGUGGUGCCGGUGGUUUUGGUGGUGUGGCCACUAGAAGCGUGACAGGCAGGGGUGCAGGUGUACAUGUCACUCCUGAGGGUGAGCCUGAUCAGGUAGUAGAGGAGAAGACGUCACGCGAUCAAGCAGCUUUGUACCGUCUGAACGGAGACAGGAACCCUCUGCACAUCGACCCAGCUGCCAGUGCGGCAGGGGGUUUCAAAGUGCCCAUCAUUCACGGCCUCUGCUCAUUUGGAAUCGCUACUAAGCAUCUGGUCUCAACCUACGGGCCAAUCUUCAGUGUCAAGGUUCGGUUCGUGGGGACUGUAGACCCUGGGCAGACGCUGCGGACUAAAAUGUGGCUGCAGGGCAAGCAUGUUUUCUUUCAGACCGAGGUCAAGGAGACCGGGAAGGUAUGUCUUGGCGGGGGAGUUGCGGUUCUUCGUGGCCCAACCAAGACUCACUUGUAG